CAAAGAUCGGUACCUUGUGACGCAAGCGCCGCUGGAGCACCGCGUUGUUGCUUGCCCGUCUCGAGCCGCCGCCCCGACCGUCCAGCAACGAUCCAUCGACGUGAGCCACCCCGCCGCCCUUUUCACGAUAGACGCACCCACCUCGACACUACCGACCUUCCGACACCGCCAUGCAGUGGGCAGCCACGACAACGUUGAAGCCGGCCGCGCGAAACUAUGGCACGCUGCAGCCCAUUCCAGAAGAAGACCAUGAACUGUCCCCGAUGCUUCGAGCAAACUACACGAGUCCCGCCUUGCGAAAAACGUCGUUCCGUCGUCAUGACUCGAUGCCAUAUGCGGCAAAGAACGGGUCGACCACGUUGAAUCCGCGAGCGCUCGUGUAUGUGAUCUCGGUCCCAGCUGUGCUGUUCCUCUUUUUCAUGUUUAUCUUUAUCUUGCGCGCGAACGCCCCGAUCCCGGACAUCCUCUGGCGCGACUGCUCGUUGCAGCCAUGGCAAGACUCGGAAGCAUGCGAUCCGUCGCAAGCUUUGGCGUACCGCGCCUCCUCCAUCGUGGCCAACCUCACAUGGGAAGAAAAGCUGGCGCAAUGCCGAGUCGUGCAGAACAGUCUGCCGCACGUGAACUUGACUACGUUCAACUACUGCCAGGAAGCCAAGUUCAAGCAACUCCUGCAGGUGCAUCCCGUGGAAUUCUCCCCGAUUGACAUGACCACGUCGUGCGAGCGCUACUACCUACGUGGUCCACGACCCGCACCGCGCACGCUGAACGCCACGGAGUGCAAAGCAGCUCUGAACGACUUGAUCGGGAACGGUGUACUGCUUUCGUGGUCGAGCAACGACGUCGCGACUUGCAGCGCUUUCCACUACACGUCGACGGAGGUGUCGACACUGAACGACGUGCUCAUGCGGCUCCUCGCUGGCCGCAUCCUCGCCGACGAAACCCAGGAAGUCACGGCGGACGGCAUUGAGCUCGGUGCCCCCGAGGACUUUCACGCCGGGCCAACAAACUCCCAGAGCAGUGUAAAGCUAUAAUUGCAGUUUAACUUAUGGAGCACGCGGCGGCGGCGGCGAAGAGUCCAAGCGGGUCGGCCGAGCCAGCGACAUUGCGUCCACGUUCUGGAAGAG
Molecule: messenger RNA, 1124 nt
Organism: Aphanomyces invadans
Lineage: Eukaryota; Oomycota; Saprolegniomycetes; Saprolegniales; Verrucalvaceae
Exons: 3
Coding region: 171-1031 (286 amino acids)
Source: RefSeq, a predicted model, not a curated record